AUGGAUUCGAUUGAUAUAACUGAAGAAGAGAGUAACACCCAAAAGACAUUAUUAAGGAAAAUUGACCUAAAAAUUGUUCCUCUUGUAACCUUUCUUUAUAUGAUAAGUUAUCUAGAUAGGAUAAGUAUCGGAAAUACAAAGCUGGAACAUUUGGAAAGCGAUCUUGGGUUAACAGAUAAUCAAUAUAAUUGGGCUUUGUUUAGUUUCUUUUUUGGAUAUAUACUCUUCGAAGUGCCAUCAAAUUUGAUAUUAUACAAGGUUCAGCAACGACUUUCGAUCUGGAUUUCUGCGAUAUUGCUUGCUUGUGGAAUAGUAAUGAUACUUAUGAUUUUCGUAAAAAACUUCCUUACGAUAAUGGUAGCUCGUUUUCUCUUAGGUGUUUUUGAGGCAGGAUUAAUUCCUGGAAUGAUAUAUUAUAUUACAAUAUGGUAUAAACGAUCAGAACAAAAUUAUAGGGUGGGCGCAAUUCUCUCGGGUCCUACGUUUGCUGGUGCGUUAAGUGGAUUGUUAUCAUAUGCAAUUAUUAGUUUAUUAGAUAGUAAGGCAGGACUGGGUGGCUGGCAAUGGAUCUUUUUAGCGUGUGGAAUAGUUACAAUUAUAUUUUCUAUUAUUGCGUAUUUUUUAAUUUUUGACUCUGUGGAAAAUGUCAAAUGGCUUGAUAAAGAAGAGCGAAAACGUGUUAGUACUGGAGUUAAACGUGACGAAUUACAGUAUACUGAAGAAAUAAGUAAAGAUCUUAAAGUAUGUGUAUCGAUGUUUAUAUUUUGCGGGAUUUCAGUUGCAACUUAUUCCUUUUCGUUUUUCAUUCCUUCAAUUAUUAAUGGAUUCGGUUUCAACGAAGUCUUAUCUCAAUUAUUAGUAGUACCACCAUUCAUGCUUGGAUGUAUUUCAGAAAUAGGUGUUGCAUUUUUAUCAAAUCGUGUAAACCUACGUGGUCCUUUUGUGAUAUUAUUUGCAACGAUUGGAAUUUUUGGCUAUGCGAUCGUUGGAACAAUACAAAGUAACGCAAUUCGUUAG
Molecule: messenger RNA, 1017 nt
Organism: Dentiscutata heterogama
Lineage: Eukaryota; Fungi; Glomeromycota; Glomeromycetes; Diversisporales; Gigasporaceae
Source: the annotation of a GenBank genome assembly